Messenger RNA from Belonocnema kinseyi, 2637 nucleotides. RefSeq lists its product as uncharacterized. The transcript is spliced from 6 exons. The record is from RefSeq and is a predicted model, not a curated record. The coding region runs from base 79 to 999 and encodes 306 amino acids. NCBI's taxonomy places the organism in Eukaryota, Metazoa, Arthropoda, Insecta, Hymenoptera, Cynipidae.
GAUCACAGGGCACGAUGAAAUCACAAAGACAAACCGGCGAUACCCUCGUGUGUCUUGAAGUCACGAAGCGAUCCAAGGAUGACAGCUUUCUGCAUCCAUCUCACAAGAGCCUUGUCAUAUUUUUGGAACGCUGGUGUACCUUUAAGGAUGAAGUGCAAUCAGUAUUUGUCACUCUGUUUGGUGGCACUUGUAUUUGGAAAAGUUUUUUCGCUUCCCCACCAUCCUGAAUAUUCAGGACAGUAUCCGGGAACAGUAACUGAUGCUCGAAAAUUUGCUGAGAAACCAAAUUCUAUGAAGAAAGUUGGACUUGAUAACAUUGAAGAAAUUAAUACAAAUCAGAUACAGGAUGGAGGAAGCACUGGAUUUUCCUGGUCGAAUAUGCUGAGCAUCUUAAUGCAAAUGUUACUUGGGCAAACCGCGGGACUAGCUAGUCCAAGUAAAAACGAAAUCGAUGAAACGGUGCCAGCGAGUCCUUGGGCAAGUCUCUUAUCUGUCGGUUUAAGAUUUCUGACUGCACUUUUGAGUGGACAACAACAGCCUGUGGAUGGCAUUGAUAAAGUUGAUAAUCAAAGCCGCCCGUCGCAGCAGUUCAUCAGCAUUGUUAUGGACCUUUUGGAUGCAUUGAAAACAUCAUUUUCUCAACGUUCCUUAACUGCUCGUUCGCUCGGAAGAAGAGAUUCCAUUUCUGAGGCCGCUAUAGCAUCGAUAUCUAUGUUAAAGGGCUACGUGAAGUCCAUGAAAUCAUUUGGAAACUUAGCAAGAGCCGAGGAAGAAGGGCAACGUGGGUGUGCCGAGCGAGCAUUAUGCGAAGCAAGUGCUGAAUGUGUUGCAAAUGCACAAGGAACUAAAUCCAUGUUCUGUCAAUUAGGAUCCUAUGCAACGAGUUACGUGUUACAAAGACAAAGUGGUGUCGCAUUUGAGGCUCUUUACACGGCCGGUAGGCGUGGACGCUCUGGUGAAGACUGCAGGACGCUUUUUAUGGAUUGUAAUGCUGUUUGAAGAUUUACUCCACACUCAUUCUUUGUAGAUGAACAAAUUGAAAAGACUUUAAAAUUUAUCUUUAAGUAGGUUGUUCAUUUCAUUUUUGAGAGAAUAGGUAUCAGUCGUCUAUUACAGUUUGUCUAUACUGCUCUAAUUAUAAAAUCGACUGCUACUAUUGAGAAAGUAGUAAAUCGCAAUUGCUGUUAAUCAAAACCCAAUUCGUGCCCUUUAUACUAAGUAAGUAUACAUUUGUAUAUUCUUAUUAUAGAGGGCACGCGUUGCUCUUUUGUUAAGAGCUAUGCCGAUUUAUUAAUUUAUUAAUAGAAUCAGUCAAAGUGAGUGUUUAUAUUUAAACAAUCUAAGUAAAAAUGUUUCGUUCCGGAAUCAUAAUAUUAGAUUAUUUUCACGAAUUUGGGGUCAAAUUCAUGAAUUAUUUUGUUGCAUAAUAUUAAAUUAUAUUCAUUAGAUGAUUGCAGAAUAUUGAAUACAAAUUAAUUUGAAGAGUGAUUCAAAUUUUUCUGACUUCUGAUUUCUCUUGUAUAUAUAAUAAUAAAAUCUUUUAUUUAAACCUUUCACCUAGAAAUAUAUAUUUGUUCAAAUACUUAUUCACUAUUUAUUAUCAAGGUUUCAAUUCUUUUCUAAUGAUUAUGUUUCUGCGUAGAAACGGUCGUCAUAUUCCUUAAUUUUGAUCAAUUUAAUUUUAUUAACAUGGUAUGAGGUGUCUAGAUAUAAAACAUGUUUCUGACUAUUUUUUAAGUCCAUAUAAUGAACUUUUUUACCUUUUGACCCCGUUUUCGUAAAAAACUGAUAAUUUUGAAUAAUUUUACUCAAUGGAUUUGUAACACACGUAUAAAAUGCUGUAUGAAUCCGAUAUAUUUGUUUAUAUUUAUGGGCUUAAUAGAUCGUAAAUCAGGCUGAAAUUGGGUUAUUUUUAUAUGCAGAAUAAUAAUUUGACCAAGCACACAUACGAAUAUUAGCUACAUGUUACUGAAACUCCAUGAAAAUGAUUUUACCAUACAAAUUGCUAUACCUACCAAUGUUGGGAAUAUUUCUAAAAAAUAGGAACACUUUACAAGUUACGGUUACUUUUUCGGAAAAGUAACUUCUUAUCGUUACAGUUAGAGACACCGACUUAACCUAAUUUAGCGACCGUUUAAAAAAUACUUUUUUAUGCAGAAACGAAUGUCGGUUUUUAUUAAAUGAAUCUUAUGUAUUCAAAUAAUAGAUUUUAAUUGUCGGUAUGCUGGUCCAAAAAAUCUCUUUAUUAAUACACGUUUCGCCCUUAGGCGGAGGGUCUCUUCACUAAAAUACAACUAUGUACAUAGCCAUGUAAUAAUUCGAUGGAGAUAGUCCUUAUUAACUUUAUGGAGUGAACCAUGUCAAGUCAAUGAAAUAAAAACUGUUUGUUUAUGAUAUAAUUGUCAAAUUAGUAAAAGUUAAAAUAGCUAAAAAAUAAGAAGUUAAAAAGAUAUGUUGGCUUCCAUGUUGGCCUUAUAAGAAUGUUAUACUUCGUCAUGGCGGCCUACGAAACAAUAAUGUGAUGGCCCACCAAUGUUUAUUGUUAAUAUAACAUUCUUAUAAAACCAACAUGGAAGCCAACAUAUCUUUUUAACUUCUUAAUUUUUAGCUAUUUUAAUUUUUACUAAUUUGACAAUC